This is a messenger RNA of Vombatus ursinus (common wombat), 2460 nucleotides long. RefSeq names its product nuclear cap binding subunit 3 (gene NCBP3). The record is from RefSeq and is a predicted model, not a curated record. Gene Ontology annotation, molecular function: RNA 7-methylguanosine cap binding; mRNA binding. Gene Ontology annotation, cellular component: nucleus; cytosol. The coding region runs from base 1 to 1842 and encodes 613 amino acids. Lineage: Eukaryota; Metazoa; Chordata; Mammalia; Diprotodontia; Vombatidae. The transcript has 13 exons.
AUGGCGGCCGUGCGCGGCCUGCGGGUGUCGGUGAAGGCCGAGGCGGCGGCGGCGGCGGCGGGGCCGCCCCUGGGGCUGCUGGGGCCGGGCCCCGAGCGGAGCGAGCCCGAGCCCAUGGAGGUGGAGGAGGGCGAGCUGGAGGCCGUGCCGGUGCGGCGCUCGCUGCUGCCGGACACGAGUCGCCGCUACGAGAACAAGGCGGGGAGCUUCAUCACGGGCAUCGACGUCACCUCCAAGGAAGCCAUCCAGAAGAAAGAGCAGCGCGCCAAGCGCUUUCACUUCCGGGCCGAAGUCAACCUUGCCCAACGGAACGUGGCCUUGGACCGAGACAUGAUGAAGAAAGCGAUCCCCAAGGUGAGACUGGAAACCAUCUACGUCUGUGGAGUUGAUGAGAUGAGCACCCAGGACAUCUUCACCUACUUCAAGGAGUACCCCCCUGCUCACAUCGAGUGGCUGGACGAUACCUCCUGUAACGUGGUCUGGCUGGAUGAGGUGACCGCGACUCGGGCCCUGAUCAACAUGAGCUCCCUGCCCAGCACGGAUAAAACCAAAGCCCGAGAGGCCAGCGAGGAGAAAGCCCCAGAGAAGAUGAGGAAAGACAAACAGGACAGCUCUGAUGAUGAGACCGAGGAGGGAGAGGUGGAAGAUGACACCGCGAGUGACCUGGAGUUGGAUGCGCUGUCCCAGGUAGAAGAAGAUUCCCUCUUACGGAAUGACCUUCGUCCGGCCAACAAACUGGCCAAAGGGAAUAAGUUAUUCAUGAGAUUUGCCACAAAAGAUGACAAGAAGGAGCUCGGCGCGGCACGGAGGAGCCAGUAUUACAUGAAAUACGGGAAUCCCAACUACGGAGGCAUGAAGGGCAUCCUCAGCAACUCGUGGAAAAGAAGAUACCAUUCCCGCCGCAUCCAGAGGGAUGUGCUCAGGAAGCGGACGCUGAUUGGGGAUGAUGUGGGGCUGACCUUGACCCCCCCCUACAAGCACCGGCACGCAGGUCUGGUGAAUGUUCCGGAGGAGCCUAUUGAGGAGGAGGAAGAGGAGGAGGAGGAGGAUGAAGAGGAAGACCAGGACAUGGAUGAAGACGACAGGAUUGUGGUGGAGUACCGGGAUGAGCUGCAAGCCUUCAAGCAGGCGCGUGAGCGAAGUGCGUCCCGUCGGCCCAGUGCUAGCGGUUCGGGCUCCGACUCGGACGAGAUGGAUUACGAUCUGGAGCUGAAGAUGAUUUCCACACCGUCGCCAAAGAAGAGCUUGAAGAUGACCAUGUACGCCGACGAGGUGGAGUCACAGCUGAGGAGCAUCCGGAACUCCAUGAAGGCGGACAGUGUAGCCACCAGCAACGUAAAAAACCGCAUUGGGAACAAAGGGGCGUCUGAUGUGCGGUUCCUGCUCGAGGAGAAGCGGCAAAACACAGCGCAGAGGCCGCCUGUGAGCAGCGUCAAAUCUGAUGUACAUCAGAGAUUGGGAAAGAGAGCACAUUCUCCAGAAGCCAAGACCCCGAGCGGCGCCUUCACCCCCCGGAGAGAGCCGACGUCCGACGUGCACAGCAGGCUCGGCAUUCCGAGGCAGGACGUCAAGGGCCUGUACUCUGACGCCCGGGAGAAGAAGUCAGGCAGCUUAUGGACCCGCUUGGGCUCUGCCGCGAAGGCCAGGGAGAAGGCCGAGAAGGCAGACCCCGUGGCGGCGGCGGCCCCCGAGGAGGAGGACUCGGAGCUUCAGCGGGCGUGGGGCGCUCUAAUCAAGGAGAAGGAGCAGUCGCACCAGAAGAAGAGCCGCUUGGAGCGCUUACCGUCUCUGCAGAUUGAGAUCAGUCGGCAAAGCAGCUCUGAGUCGGACGCAGAGUCGUGAGGCCAGGUAGGACGGCCCAGCGCCCCUGGCGCUCGGGCCUCCCCGUGGGCAGCCCUGGCUUUGGCGGAUCCUUCUUUCUUCCUGUUCCUAGCAGGAAAUGAUCACCCAAAGAGCCGCGUAGCGAACCUGUCCCCACCUUGGCCUUGACGGUCGCCGCUACCAGCACCUCCAGCCUACAGGAGCGUGGGGGCGUUGGGGGCGCCGGCGCCUGCCAGGGAGGAGAGCCCUCCCCUUGAGCCCUGCCCGAGCAGGGUGGGAGCGGCGCAUUUCACGGACUUGCCCUCUGGGGUGCCUGCACCAUCCAGGGCAGCCCAAGAUGUAGCAGCUGGAGGGUGCUGGGCGCCAGGAGAUGCCCGUCUGUCUGUCCGUCUGUCCGUCGUUCCCUGUUGGCUUUACGCGCAGACCGGCGUCUCCGGGGCAGCCUCGGACUUGGGGUGAUUUUUGUGGGGGCUCGGCGUUGGACAGUUUUUGUUCAGUCUAUUAUGGUUUAAAACUAUUCAUGAUUUCAAAGCUUCAUUUUUAUAUGUGAACAUUUUUCCUGUUGGCUGCAGUGAAAGCUCAAGUGGUGUCUUCAUACGUGCUGUUAAAUAUACAUUCUCUGAUUUGGAAGAGCAGGAA